Didymodactylos carnosus is the source of this 2472-nucleotide messenger RNA. The record is from the annotation of a GenBank genome assembly. Lineage: Eukaryota; Metazoa; Rotifera; Eurotatoria; Philodinida; Philodinidae.
AUGGAUAAUACAUAUUCGAACGUCCGUGUUCCUGGUGCAAAUGAUAAUGUUUAUAAAGAUGAAUGCAUGUAUUCAUUUGAUAAUCCUGAAUCUGAAAAUGGUCUAUUUGUUUGUAUGUCAACAUUUUACGGUAUAGGAAAAGAUAAUGUUAGUAGACAUUGUAAAUUAAAUCCAGGAAAAAAUGUUUUUUUACACAUUUUAAGACGACGAAAACCUGUUGCGAUUGAAAAUCAAGAUACCGAACCAUCUAAGGUAACAAAAAUGGCUAUAGGUCUGCAGGGCGGUUUUGAUUUAGCAAAUCGUUUUGCAUUUGAUGAAAAAUAUUCAAUCUAUAUUCAUGGACCAAAUAUUGUCAUACCGUAUCCCGAAAAUGCCGCAACUUUACCCGAACAUGUACAACGUUCUGCUGCCGCUAUUAUUCAAUCUGAAUCUGCAUUUUUCAAAGAAGAAUUAGCAAGAACUAAUGCAACUUGGGAUGGUGAAAUAAAAAAAGUAACAAAACAUGCUCAAACCUUGCCUCAAAUGACUAGCACUCGUAGUAUACCGCCCAAUGGUUGGAAGUGUGAUCAAUGUGAUUUAAAAGAUAAUCUAUGGUUAAAUUUAACCGAUGGUGCUAUAUUAUGCGGGAGAAAAUUUUUUGAUGGAACUGGUGGAAAUAAUCAUGCUGUUGAACAUUAUCAUAAAACAAAAUAUCCAUUAGCUGUUAAAUUAGGCACAAUAACUGCUCAUGGCGCUGAUGUUUACUCCUACGAUGAAGAUGAUCUCGUUGAAGAUCCAAAUUUAGCCGUUCAUCUUUCCCAUUGGGGUGUUAAUAUGUUAAAUAUGGAAAAAAGUGAAAAAUCAAUGGCUGAAUUAGAAAUUGAUCUAAAUCAACGUUAUGGUGAAUGGGCAACAAUACAAGAAUCAAACUAUCAAUUGAAACCUAUUUAUGGACCCGGCUAUACAGGAAUGCGUAAUCUUGGUAAUAGUUGUUAUAUGAAUUCUGUCAUGCAAGUAUUAUUUACCAUUAAAGAUUAUCAAGAAAAAUAUUUUAACAAUGCUGAAUAUUAUUUUAAUCAUUCAAAAAAUGUGCCAAAUCCAGCAAAUGAUUUUAAUAUUCAAACGGCUAAAUUAGCGCAAGGUUUGUUAUCUGGAAAUUAUUCGAAAGAAGUUCCAAAUGGUGGAGAUCCAAAUUUACAAGGACCAUCCGGUAUUCGUCCACAAAUGUUUCGUACAUUAAUUGGUGAGAAUCAUAAAGACUUUUCAACAAAACAACAACAAGAUGCUGCGGAAUAUUUACAAUAUUUCAACGAACUUGUUCAUCGUCAUUCAAAACAAGAUGCAUCACCCGAUGCUUUACUUGAUCCAUCACAAUGUUUUGAAUUUCAAUUAGAAGAACGUAUUUAUUGUCCAAGUACAACAGAAGUACGAUAUUUGACAAGAGAAGAUUCAAUGUUUCGUCUUAAUGUAGCCUUACAUGGGGCAAAAAAUAUGCAUGAAGUAUUACAAUACAAUAAAACAAAAGAAGAUAUGGAAAAACAAGGUGUUCCAACUCAAGACUUACUAGUAGUUCGCCCAAUUGUAGCAUUAAAUCAAUGUAUAGCACAGUGGGCUGAACCGGAAUCAAUUGAAGAUUAUAAAUUGAAAAGAAAUGGAUCACCAUUAGCAAUACGUAAAACACAACGUUUUCUUACAUUUCCUGAUUUUCUUUGUGUCCAAUUAAAAAAAUACACAUACAAUCCUGACUGGAGUCCAAGAAAAAUAGAUGUCUCUAUGGAAAUACCCGAUGAAAUUGAUAUAACGUCAUUGCGUGCUGCUGGUAUGCAACCGGGAGAAAAAAUAAUGCCUGAAGAAGAUGACCACGAGAUUAUCGCAACAUCUUCAACAUCAAAUGUUCAUGUCAACGAAGUAUUAUUGAAACAAUUAGUUGAUAUGGGUUUUUCGACAGAAGGUUGUAAACGGGCAUUGAUUAAUACCGGAAAUAAUAAUGUUGAAGCAGCCAUGAACUGGGUAUUUGAACAUCAGAGUGAUCCCGAUUUCGAUUUACCAUAUCAAGCGCCAACAAAAAAAUCAAGAAAAGAAGCAACUCAAGCACCAGUAGCUAGUGAAGAAGAUAUUCAAAUAAUAAUGGCAAUGGGUUUUAGUCGUGCUCAUGCAUUACGUGCAUUACGUACAACAAAUAAUAAUAUUGAAACAGCUGUUGAUUGGGCAUUAACAAAUCCAGAGGAAAGCGCUAGCCUACAAACAUUGAUUGAUACAUUACCACAUCCUGUUCAAGAUUCUAAAUCACUUCAUUCUAAAUUUCGUGAUGGUAAUGGAAAAUAUCGUUUAGUAGCAUUCAUAUCUCAUAUUGGUUCACAUCCAAAUAGUGGUCAUUACGUCUGUCAUAUAUUGAAAGAAGGACGAUGGGUUAUAUUUAAUGAUGAAACAGUAGCACUAUCAGAACAUCCACCAAAAGAUUUAGCUUAUUUAUACUUGUAUAAACGAGAAUAA